AUGGUUUUUGAUUUUAUAGUUAUUGAAAUGGGGGAUAACUAUCAAAACAAUAAAAAAACUUUUCUGAAAGGGGGUGUACCUCCGGAAGAAGAAGGACCUUUACCUGUUAUUGUUUACGUACAUGGAGAAUCAUACGAAUGGAAUUCUGGUAAUCCUUACGAUGGUUCAGUAUUGGCAGCUUAUGGAAAUGUUAUUGUUGUUACUAUUAAUUACAGACUUGGCAUUUUGGGAAACGUAUUGGAUUAA
Messenger RNA from Pediculus humanus corporis (human body louse), 246 nucleotides. RefSeq lists its product as uncharacterized. Gene Ontology annotation, cellular component: cell surface; postsynaptic membrane; synapse. Gene Ontology annotation, molecular function: signaling receptor activity; neurexin family protein binding. The transcript has 3 exons. Lineage: Eukaryota; Metazoa; Arthropoda; Insecta; Psocodea; Pediculidae. Bases 1 to 246 code for a protein of 81 amino acids. The record is from RefSeq and is a predicted model, not a curated record. Gene Ontology annotation, biological process: chemical synaptic transmission; modulation of chemical synaptic transmission; presynaptic membrane assembly.